GGAUCUGGGGUACAACGGGGAGAUGGGAGGUUUGGGGAAUUUGGGGUCCCGGGAGUGUUUUGGGGUACCAUGGGGUUGUAAUGGGGGUUAUGGGGUUCAGAGGUGUUUGAUGGUGGAUUGCGGGGAGUCCAGAAGAUGUUUUGGGGUUUGGAUUGAUGUGAGGGACUGGGCACCCAGGAGGAGUUUGGGGAUGAGGAGGGGUUUGUGGUACAGUGGGGUUUUGGGGUGUGAAAGGAAAACGAGGAGAGAUUUGGGGUGCUGGAGGGAAUGGGGGAGCAACUCUGCGGGGUUCUGAGCCCUCUCCCCGCGCAGCUGCACCCCGGCGUGGGCCCGGGCCAGGGCACGGUGGUGGAGCUGCUCCUGACCGCCCAGUUCGUCCUCUGCGUCUUCGCCAGCUUCGACGACCGUCACGACGGGCGCCCGGCCAUGGCUGCCGUGCCCGUCGGCUUCUCCCUCGCCCUCGGCCACCUCUUCGGGAUCCACUACACGGGCGCCAGCAUGAACCCCGCUCGCUCCUUCGCCCCCGCCGUCAUCACCCGUAACUUCGCCAACCACUGGCCGCUGUGUCGCCGCUGA
Messenger RNA from Ficedula albicollis (Collared flycatcher), 576 nucleotides. It is a transcript of the gene MIP, whose product is annotated as major intrinsic protein of lens fiber. The record is from RefSeq and is a predicted model, not a curated record. Gene Ontology annotation, molecular function: water channel activity. Gene Ontology annotation, biological process: transmembrane transport. The coding region runs from base 268 to 576 and encodes 102 amino acids. Gene Ontology annotation, cellular component: plasma membrane; apical plasma membrane. The transcript has 3 exons. NCBI's taxonomy places the organism in Eukaryota, Metazoa, Chordata, Aves, Passeriformes, Muscicapidae.